AUGCGGCUUGUCCACAUCAGUGUCGAUUUGACAGAAGCCUGGCGAAGUCUCAUACACACCAAAGUACAGCUGCCAGUGAAAUCUGGUGCUGUUGCCAUAUUCACGACACCCCUAUGGAUCCAAGAAUCUCACCGGGAUAAUGGGCCGGUCGCAGGGGUUGCAGGAUUGUAUUUCACAUCUGCAUCCGAAGACAAAACACUGCGUUGGUGUCGCAAUCCAACGAGACCAUCGGAGUACUACGUGGAGAUACCUACGGACACCGACGUGAUACACGCCGUGUUUGAUGCCGUUAUCACGCGGAAGGCUACGAGGCGCAUGGUAAUGCUAUGCUGGGAGCAUGUUCUGCUUUAUCCGGCCCGCCGAGAUGUUGAUAAGAUUCGCAUACAGGCGUCUGUUAUAGUUCCACGGGGAUGGCGAACCGGGACCGCCCUUGAGAACCUUGGGCAGCCUAUCAUCACAGACACUGCAGACGAAGGGGGCCAAACUUUGCUUUAUCAGCCAACAAGCCUAGCCCGUCUGGCGGACUCGCCUGUCCUGACAGGUCUCCACUUCGACCAGUAUGCCGUUACAACAGACCAAAGGCAUGUUCUGUGCGUUGCUGCAGAUAGAGAAGAGUAUGCGGCUGUACCACAGGACACACUAGACCGGCUGGCGAGCCUUGUUGGGCAGACUUCGGCUGCCUUUGGGGCUAGACAUUAUGACACAAUUUGGUUCCUUGUCGCUUUAACCGACUACUGGCCUGGUCCAGGCGGUUCCGAACACCAUGAUUCGUGCGAUAUCGUCCUGCCUUUAAAGACGCUGUCAGACACAAAACACCUGGAGAAAAAUGGUACCGCGAUAGCUCACGAGUUUGUACACUCAUGGAAUGGCAAGUUUCGCCGACCGGCCGGGCACAUGCCUCGUGACUUUGCAACGCCGCUCGAUGCUAGACUGCUGUGGGUGUACGAGGGUCUCACCCAGUAUUACGGCGGCGUUCUUUCCGUCCGCGGCGGCCUUGCUUCGUCCGUCUUUUACCGCGCAGAGCUCGCCCGGACGGUUGCACGGCUAGAAGGCCAAACAGGCCGUCUUUGGCGCUCUUCCGAGGAUACCUGCACUGGGACUAGUCUACGUGGCGGCUCAGCGUGGGAAAAUUGGAAGCGGGACGGCCAGGAUUACUACGAUGAUGGAGUGCUCUUGUGGCUUGAUGUCGACACUCUAAUCCGCAGUAAAACCAACAGCAAGCGCUCUCUCGACGACUUCACGAGAGCAUUUUUUGGGCAGGGUACCCCGACAAGUCCUACGGUGAUCCCAUAUACCCUGGAUGAUAUAGUGGCCAGCCUGGACACUGUUGCCGGCAAUAAUUGGCAGGCUUUCUUUGAUAUGAAAGUGAUUAUGGUCUCGCCCCGGGUUAAUAUCGAAGGUAUCGAGCGCGCCGGAUACCAAUUUACUUUCGUGGCGGAGCCCGGUAUCGACCAAGAGCAGAAUUCCGAUGAGGGGACAAGCGACGCAGUCUGGAACUCGAUAGGAGUGCGUUUGGGGGAAGACGGCCGAUUAGUGGAUGUACGACGUGGAAGCGCGGCUGAUACCGCCAAACUUGCUCCGAGACAGACUGUUGUGAAAGUCGGCGAGGUCCAGUUCAGUUUGAAGACUCUUGCAGCUGAGAUUACGGCGAAUAAGGACGCCCCUGGUAGUCGUAUCCGAUUCACCAUGACACAAGAGGGUGAUGAGUGGCUAGCUGAACUUGAUUACCACGCCGGGUUACGUUAUCCGAGGCUGGAGCGUCAGGCCUACGUACCCGACAUGCUUUCUGCUAUCCUGCAUGUAGGUGAUGUUGAUUUGUGA
Grosmannia clavigera kw1407 is the source of this 1821-nucleotide messenger RNA. RefSeq names its product peptidase m61 domain containing protein. The record is from RefSeq and is a predicted model, not a curated record. Lineage: Eukaryota; Fungi; Ascomycota; Sordariomycetes; Ophiostomatales; Ophiostomataceae. The transcript has a single exon. Bases 1 to 1821 code for a protein of 606 amino acids.